UCCCUAGUAGCAUUGAAACUAAGGUACACACCUCAAAAUUUGCACAACAUGAAAACUGUAAUCCUUUUCACUAUUUUGGUCCUUGCUGUUGCCGGUGUUUUGGCCUGUGAUCCUGAUGGCAAUAAUCAGCCAGAAUGUACAAGCAGUAAUUUAAAUGUACCCAUACGUAACUUCUGGGAUCCCACUCAUUAUUGGGUGUGUAAAUCGGCCGGUGCUGCUGCUGAGUCGGUACGUUGUCCCGAUUCACAAGGUUUCGAUUCUGCUAAGGGUGCUUGUGUUUCGUUUGAUGAAUGGCAAUGGACUGAACCAUGUCCAGAGGCUGCCGCUUAAAAUUAAAUACAUACCUUACUAUUGUGAAUAACGAAUAAAUGUUAAUUUCAAUUGCAAAA
This is a messenger RNA of Lucilia sericata (common green bottle fly), 389 nucleotides long. RefSeq lists its product as uncharacterized. The transcript has 2 exons. Gene Ontology annotation, molecular function: chitin binding. Lineage: Eukaryota; Metazoa; Arthropoda; Insecta; Diptera; Calliphoridae. Bases 49 to 330 code for a protein of 93 amino acids. The record is from RefSeq and is a predicted model, not a curated record.